Molecule: messenger RNA, 1529 nt
Organism: Sorghum bicolor (sorghum)
Lineage: Eukaryota; Viridiplantae; Streptophyta; Magnoliopsida; Poales; Poaceae
Exons: 6
Coding region: 92-1240 (382 amino acids)
Cellular component (GO): Golgi apparatus
Molecular function (GO): glycosyltransferase activity
Source: RefSeq, a predicted model, not a curated record
UCGACGGCGACGACUUCUUCGAGCCAUUCAUCGCUAUUCCCCCUCCCUCCUCCCGCCUCCCGCCAGGACCAGGAGCCGGAUCCACCACCCCAUGGACCCCGCAAGGGAGCCACUUGCCGGAGGCGGUGGCCUCCAACGCCGCGCCGCGGCCGCCGCGAGGAGCGGAGGGGGGCCACAGGAGCCGCCUCCACGCGGGCAGCGCGCCACCAUCCACGCCGACGUCGACCCGCCGCCGCGGCCGUGGCCCUGGAUGCAGAAGCUGGCCAUCGUCGCCAUCGUCGUGCUCGGGUGCCUCCAGUUCCUCCCGGCCACGCACUUCCGGGACCCCAACGACCCCCAGCGCAACUGGAUCCCCAUUGACGGCUCGGGGAAUCCAACGGGUUCUCUAAACUAUGUUGGAAGUGUAGAUGUCUUCUCUUGGAUAAGCUGUCUGGAUCUUCGCACUCUUGCUGUGAUGACAAAUUCCACUCUUUCCAGCUCAAGUGAUCCACAAAAUAUAUCUUUCCAUUUCUUAAUACCUGAAGGCGGCAACGAUAAAUCGUCCUACCACAAGCUAAAAGCCUUGCUACCUGAUUCAGAUCUCACUGUUACUAGUCAGAAGCAAAUCAAGGACAAGCUAAAUGUUGCCACUCCAGAAGGAAACUUUCUUUGGUUAUUCCACAUGGAAUUGUCACCCUUUCUUAUUGCAAAAUCUCAGUUGUCCAAAAAGAGAUAUGUUUAUAUCGCUGCAGACUCCAUCAUAAAGGGUAAAGUAGAAGAUCUUGGUCGCAUGGAUUUAGGCAGUUAUGCCAUCGGUGCUGUCUUAGAUUGCAGCAAGCGUCUCAAUGAUUAUAUCAGUAUGGAUGUUCUUAGUGCCAUACAAAGAGCUGGAGCUGCACAAAGUUGGGUGUCUAAAGAACCUUAUAACAAGGAUGCAUGCCUACUUGAUUUUGAUGUGCUUUUGAUAGAGCCUCGCAAGCUGGAUAAAAACCUGGUUGCUUCCAUCAUGUGGUGGAUUAAUGCCAUUAAUUUAGCCAAUCAAAGGGACCAGAUUAGGUUGGCUGUAACUCUGGCCUUCAAUGAUAAGUAUAUGAAGCUCCCUUCAAACUGGAAGCGCAAAGAUGGUGACACUGAUAUCCUCAACUUUGAUGGACCCAAGAUUGUUUGUUCUGAAGAUGGACGUCAGCAUGAGCAAUCAGGCUACGGUGCAACCUGGCAGCAAUACCUAAACCAGAAAUCUGAAGCCAUACUGAACAUCUAAAUAACGGCAGUUCAGUGCACACAAUUUUUCCGUUGUCAUCAAGUGGAAGCUGACUUGGGACAUUGAUAUUAACCUGUAAACCCUACAUAGAAUGCAUAUUGUACUCCAAUUACUCCAUUUCCGCAUAACAUUCAGGAUACUAGAGGAAAUUGUUUUUGCAGCUGACGCCGAAAACUUUUCCUCAGGGCAUGUUUAGUUCGUCAACUAUUUUGGAAUGAUGAAAUGUAAAAUACAAAAAAUUUUAGAGUUAUGUUUAAUUCCAUCCAAAAUACAUAAUUUAUUGCCCUCA